AUGGCCAACAUCACAACGUUGACAUACGUAGGCGGAGAUAUCUACCGAACAAAGUCAAUGCUGGAAAGCUACGACCUCGUUGGGGUCGACAUACCCUUCUCGACAAUCGGCAACCAGAAUGUUUCCUUCUCGUUUGACGGCCCGUCCAUCAAACAGAGAAUUGAGAGGAACCAUCAAUUGGGUCCGUAUUGGGGCUUUGCUCGAGCCGCACUCCAGCCAAUGGACUUUACUCUAGUCGUGCAUGGAGGUAAUCAGGGGUUCGCUUCGGUUGUCGAGGGCAGCGCUUCUCUCUUUGCCCCCGGAGCACCGGCGUCGGGGUUCACAGAUGGUCUUCUGGCAUCCUACCUCAUUCGUGAAGCGCAUAGGCUGUCGCCUAUGUUGCUGCUCGAGAUGUCGUCAAACAAUCGAUUAUCUCUUCGACGGGAGAAGAUAGCUACGCACACAUCUUUGCCUGCAGUUUAUGACGCUGUUCUCGGUCUAUCGGUCAUUUUUGAUCCCGCAACUAACUUGCCUUACAUUAUUCGCUCGUACGAGAACCAUGGAGUGAUUGGCAAAUCGACGCAGGACUUGGUUCUCCAGCAUUACACCGCUGUGAAUAACGUCAUGUUCCCAACACGUUUCAAGUCUGUUUACAACAAUCACAACGUCAUCGCAGACUUUACAGUCCGGGAAGUACUCAUCGACAGUGUGGCCAGCACCGCCUUCGAAGUUGCUGGCGAUCUUAGGCCGGAUAAUGUGCCCACCAACAGUUCGCUCUAUAGCUCUACGGAAGUCGGUGAGUUCUUCGAGAGUGCUGUCUGGAGUGGGGAGUAUCGUGGGACCUUUGCGAAUAUCAAGGCGACCAAUCCAUCUCCCGACCUUCCGGGGCUCUGGCUACUGGUCGUUGAGGAUGCCAACCUCUAUCGACAGAUUGUGUAUGAGCUCGACGACUAUGUUGUCGUGGCUGAUUGCCCGCCUCACCAGAGCUUGCUGGUGAUUCGCUGGGUCAAGGAGAAGCUUCGGAAGCCUAUCAAAUAUGUCUGGCCCUCGCAUCAUCACCAUGAUCACAUCUGGGGCAUCACGGACUAUGUCAAGGCUGGAGCCAAGGUCCUCACCGUCGAUAUCGCGCGCGACUACUACUCUGCCAUUCCUCGAGACAAGUUUGUUACGUAUAGCACAAAGAAGCCGUUUAUGCUCCGGGACAAGAAGAUGCAGGUAGCCUUUGUGCACAUGAAGGAAUCCACCCAUGCCGCUGACUACUCAUACGCCUUGGCAACGUCGCGAUGCCCUACGGCCAACAGCCCUGCUGUGCUGUUCAAUGCGGACGACUACAUCCCCGCCGCGGGCCUUGAAACCGGCGACCAGGCUACUCUCAGGGUUGCUCUCGGGGCAUUGGCCAACGACGGUGUUCCGAAGGACGUGAUUUGGCAACCCGCGCAUGGCGAAUCCGUGCCUCUACCGACCCUGGCGAAUGCCACGGGUUACAUGUAUCCAGAACUCACAACUGUGGAUUUUGCGUAUCUGCAGAAAUGCUAG
Molecule: messenger RNA, 1515 nt
Organism: Verticillium nonalfalfae
Lineage: Eukaryota; Fungi; Ascomycota; Sordariomycetes; Glomerellales; Plectosphaerellaceae
Exons: 9
Coding region: 1-1515 (504 amino acids)
Source: RefSeq, a predicted model, not a curated record